AUGUCAGAUCCUGCACGUCAGAAGGCUGUUUUACAGCAGGUCAAUCAGUUUUGGUCGAUGCUAGACGAUAUGUCACAGAAUAAUCCUGAGGGCUAUCGCACUUUCAUUGAGCGCCAGUUGCGGGAGGGGACUGAAUAUCACUCCCCACCUCAGCCAAAUGCAUGUCUCCGGACCUCUGUACUGGGCUCAAAAGAGGCACUUCUGUACAUCAACGUGUGUGGAUGGAAAAGAGUUCCUGCUCCACCGUCAGACACAGAGCCUGUCCCAGUGUGUGGAGGAAGACUAGAGAUGGAAUCUGAGGGAAAUGAGCAGUACAGUGUGUUGGAUGUGGCCUUCAGUCCUGAUGUUCUGAUGAAGAUAGAGAAAAACAAGCAGGAGCAGGAACAACUAUAUGUCUUGACUCUGAGAUUUGCUCAGCAGCAGUUUGGACUGAGUCUGUCUCAACACUACAUUGUCACCAAAGACAAGAUGAAGGGGAGCUUACAAAACAUGAAACGUCGCCUUAUGCUGUCGCCACAGCAGCCCAACAGCUUCAACCAGAACUCAAAGCCAGACCCAGCUCCCUCACUGCUUCAGCAGAUCUUCUCUCUGAGACAGGCAGGGAAUGAGGGUGACACGUCCAUCCAGCUGUCUGUGGACCAGGAGGACAAACAGUCUAGAUCAGGCCUGAUUGAGGUGAUCUCUAGUACAGACACAGCUCAGCCCCAGCAGCCUAACCACCACUUAUCAGUUACUGCAGAUCCCACUGGUACAGGCAAGAGCCUGCAGCUCACUGUGGAGCUGCCUGGAGUGAGCUCUGUCUCCCAGUGUCAGCUUAGGAUCUCUCAGGAUGAUAUAUUGUUGGAAGUAGAAGACCUGUAUCACCUACACUUACAGCUUCCUGAAACAGUGAAUGAGGAAACAUGUACUGCAACAUUCAACAAAAAGAAACAUACUCUCCAUGUCAAAGUGUCUGUAUUGUAA
Molecule: messenger RNA, 963 nt
Organism: Chanos chanos (milkfish)
Lineage: Eukaryota; Metazoa; Chordata; Actinopteri; Gonorynchiformes; Chanidae
Gene: pih1d2
Product: PIH1 domain containing 2
Exons: 5
Coding region: 1-963 (320 amino acids)
Biological process (GO): rRNA processing; box C/D snoRNP assembly
Cellular component (GO): ribonucleoprotein complex; R2TP complex; cytoplasm
Source: RefSeq, a predicted model, not a curated record